AUGGCGGCGCGAUCCGGCGCUGCGCCGCUCUUCAGCAAUCCCCUGGGCCUGGCCCAGGCUUAUGAGCUGCUGACAUCGAUAAACGUGAUCGUCGUGCGUACACAUGGGACUUCCGACGAGUGUUACGCUCGAUGCCUGGACUACCUGCGGACGCAAAUGCGUUUCAUGUCCAUAAAUGACCUACGGGCGACCCAGCCGAACUACGAAAUGAGCUCGACGGAAAGACAUCGCGAGCGUUACGUGCUGUCGAUUAACCAGUCUGAGACCCUUGCAAUAGCGGCGGAGAUUGAGGCUUCGUACAUAUCAGCGGAAAGCGUGAGCCGCAACAUCCUGUUUCCCGACGUGGCGUCGGCGCCUUACGUGCUGGGCACUUCGGCGAAAAACAACUUCAUAGACGAGAAAAACGUGCUAUGCAUACGGUACGUAGAGGAAGGUUUUCCGCAGUAUUUGGAUUCUGGACUAUUCUACCAGGGGACGGUAAAUGCCGGGAUUGUCAUCCACGACACUGAGGUUGAGACCAGCCAGGAGCUAAAGGAUCUGUUCUAUGAGGAAGUGCGACGCCUUUACGACCGUUACGGAGUUUCGAUCGUGCACAUGCUAUGCCGAUCCUCACGCGGUUUUGAGCUGUUCUCCCGCGAAUACCUAUGCCCGCUCUACCCGUGGCUCAAGUACAACGAGCGAGAGGACAAGUUGAGGGUUGACGCCAGAAACGAGUUGUUCUCGAACCACAUCCUCAACAAGUCCACUGCCCGCGAAACCAUCAUUAUGUACAGCUCUAUGGAGAAACUGCCGUAUUUUUUGCGAGAGUUGAUGGUGCAUUGUUUGGUUUGCGUUCUGCGGGUCCUGGUGGCUGGGUUGGAGAACGAGAAGUUGCCAGAGAGCCAGAUCGUCACUCGCUACGACAACCCCGAACUUCUGAACGGCCUUUCUCGGAAGCAACGUACGCAACUCUGCACGGCGAGGACGAUGAAGAUCCACGGUGACAUUCAUCUAAUGUUGAACAACCUGCCCAAGGCGAUAGCGACGUACACCCAAGCGAAGAAGCGUUGCAAAAAGGCACAAGAUGAGCUGUUUCGCAGUUCUGCAGGGUUCUGCCUUGCCAUUGCGUUAUCACGGCUCUCACGGAUCAAGGAGCAGGAGCAUCACGACGCAACUGCCGCGGUCACCACCACAGGUCAUACCUCGUCCGGGGCGGCAGCGCGAUCUACACCGCGAAAUUCUCCUAGUUGCGGCGCUCGGAAUGACUGUUGUCCCGCCGAAAAAGCCAACGACGAACCCACGACCGAUGUUGCAAAUCUCAACUCGCCCACCGCAGUGCAACAGGCGACGACCCGCCUGCCGUUAUCUGCUUCUGGCAAGCCUUCAGAUGAUGCGGUUGAUCCCGGAUCUUUGGACGUUCCGAAAUCUCGGUCGCAGCGAUCUACGCCGGAGGAGCCAUUGUGGGAUGUGCCACCCAGCGUUCCUGGCAGUCCGCAGUCCUACUACAUUUCCGACCAGGGAGACGCAGUUACGGAAGAUGAGCGUAGCGCAUCAAAAACGCCCACUGUGAACGGGUCGGUCUCGCCGUCCCCCACAAAUAUACAGAGCAUACGAUCGAAGAAGAUGACUGUGCUGUCGCUUCCCGCAGAUGGCGAGCAGCAUUCAGCACAGCCACGUGAAGGUGACAGUGCUGCACCUUACGUCGACAAGAACGCUGAAAGAACAGUACGGACCUUCACCAAAGCGGCCACUCGCUGGCUGCAGCUGACACGUGUGCCUGGUCGUGAACUUGAGGUGUGCCUGCCGAUCAUGAUGCAUUACCUGCGCGACAAUGGACACCACAGGCAUCUGCAUUGGAUCAUCGCGCGUAUGGUUGAGUUGGCAGACACUUGCCUGACGGCCGUGGAGUACACCAACGUGCUGAGGUACGUCAUCGAGGUGACCCGCGGUGAGCCGUACCGACGCAAGUGGAGUUUCUACAACUUCCUCUACGAACACCGGCGGCUGGCCAAUGGCUUCGCAGUUCCAAGGGAGAUGGUGGAAGAUGUAGUAAGGAGGUUCGGCCUGGUGACAUCACUGCCGGAGGAAGCCCCCGCUCUCACCAGCAUCUGCUCGUCAAGCCAUGGGUUGCCAUCUGUGUGUUCAUUGAAUCAACAAUCGGGUGUAUCUUCCCUUCAGGCUUCGGCUCGCACCUCAACUCCCCAGUCGCAUCCGAUGGAGAAUAUCCCGUCGAUCGACCAUUCGCAAUCUCCAGCCAGUGGACUGGCAACUGGCGUUGACGAUGUUGCCGGUUCACCCAUCGUCCAUCGUAUGCAGCACUCGGGAACUCGCGCAACUAGGUCGCUGCAUUUUGAGCCGAACGGCAUGAGCAGCACAUUCAGUGCCGAUCAUGCCGAUGCCACGUUGACUGCUAAAGUGGCAUCCGAGUCGCCAGACCAGUUUGCCGAAACGAAUCACAGUGUUGUCAAAAGGUCUCAAGUUGGACGACCCCCAAUGCACAGCACGUCCAAUUCGGUGCUUAGGUACCACAAUCGACAGAAACGAAGCUACCAUUCCGACGCUUCUGGUGCUUUAUUGGAUAUUUCUGCCAUCAUGGAUCCAAGUUUCACUGGUGCUCUGCCUGGCAUGUAUCCGAAGUUUCCGGAACCGUUGGAGCGGUCGCUUGAGAGGAUAACGCGAAUAGUUGGACAACCGUCUGUUUGCAACUUCUGGCAGAAUGAAGACAUCACCACAGACUGGCGACUGACGCAUUUUUUCAGCAUCUCCCGGGCGUAUAUUGACGUGGCAAUGCGUGAAUGCGAUGCAUACGGUAUGAGGUUGCAAAAUGCUCACCUCUCACUGAUCAGCUUCGUCAUGGCAGCAGAAAGGUUCCUGCUUCACACCUCACGCAACCGUCCCAUAUCCCGAUGCAGCUCCGCUAGCACGAAACAGGGAGAGGAGAAGGUCAAAUCUAAAGAAGGCAAUGCUAAAGGCGAAAGCGAUAGUGGCAAAGGUGAGGGGAAUAAAACGAAGGCUGACGGCGAAAGUAAAGACCCCGGCAGUGACGCUGUUCGAAAUGACGCGUACAACCGCGAUGCAGUGUGCCACGACUUCCUGAAAUACCAUGUGGACCAGAUUGUCGCCAACUGCCGCGUUGUAGGUAGCGGUGGAAGAUGCUCGCUAUUCGAUUUCGACCACGUCAUCUUCGCAUCUGAUGUGUCAGACGCGCUGACUAUGCCUCGACGUGGUUAUCGGCGCGUUGAAAUGAGCACUACCACGGCCCGCAUCCCGAUCAACCUGUGCUAUGCCGACCGACAUCUGCUCUACAUACUCGGCGGGCAUGGCGGAUCCAACCUGGUGGUGCCGCAUAUAUGCGGAAUGGACUACGUGCCACCGAGAAUGGGGAGUGACGACGUCAUCCAUGUGAAGUCGAACGUCAACGUCGGAUACUCUGCCCGUGCUCGACAUGCCGGCAGCAAAACGGACCAUACAUUCAAGCUACGGGAUACCCGUGGCUACCGUUGCAGGUGCAUUUGCAACUUUUCCCGUUGGGUUCACAGCGCCGGUUCGAUGCCUUCGUCGUCUCGUACGAUUGAAAGCGCCAGAAGCGAAACUGACGCGCCCGAUGGCACCCCUCGUAAGGGUGCCACGGGCAUGCCCGUGUAUCGUUCGUUGCCCUCCGGACCUCGUUGCCGGGUGGUCAACGAAGCAUCUUCUAAGGUGUCAAAAUGUAAACUAGUCAAAAUCGACCCCGUUCAUGCGGAUCUGUUGUCCCCUCAUGCAGCAUCGGACGAGCCGCAUCCACGGGAAGACACCAAGGGUCACGAGGCGCAGGCGAGAGCCGUAGACAUCGAUAUGGGAACUGUUCAGACAGUAGAAGUGCGAUUAUGGAACCCGCUACCGAUACAGUUUAUGUUGGAAGAUCUGAGCCUGAUAACUGUGGGAGCUCCUGUGGAUGUCAUCCGGCGCAGUGUAUCCUUGCCGCCGUCGGCUAAAGAACUGAAGGUUCUGAUCCGUUUCGUCACAAGAUCGAAAGGGCGUGUGGAUGUAGUAGGCAUCACCUUCAGGAUGCUAGGAUUUUUGCGAUGUAACCAAGUUUUCCUCCGGGUGCCAUCACAGGUGGUCCGCUCCACUGUGGAGUCAGUCACUGCGGAGCCGUGGGCACUGCAGGAUCGUACUGCCGACCUAGUGAGAGAGGGCCAUGGGAUCAUGUUCACCGUCGGCAACGUUGUUUACAGGCCCAAUGUAAGUUACCAGAGCACCCGCAUUACGGUGCCGCGGAAUGUUCGGAACAACUUCGAUCACGUACUAUGCUCGAGCGCCCGGAAGCGCGGCGGCCGACAUGAUCGCACCCGUCCCCCUGCGGGCGCUGUUAGGACAUCGUCUAUAGUGUCACACUGCACCCAACGGUGUGAAUCAGACAUUUAUGCGUCGCGCUUUGGGGUACGGAUACCGGCAUCGAGCGACGCCUCAGUGCCACAGACGGUAAGGCUGUGUUAUCGGGAAACUUGCUGGAUUUGUUGCUUAACCAGGCAGAAGGGGCGGGAGAUGGUAGUGCAAGAUGCGCCGCAACUUGAUCUCAUAGAGGGCGAAGAACGACUCAUCUAUGUCACUGUGCACAACGAUUCGGUAGACGUGAUCUUGUCCAAUGUGGCGGUCUCCGUCCUACCAGUCCUCGAUGAGCCGGAUGCAUUGUGCGAGGUUAUGACCCUUAGAGACCGCGAGUAUGCAGCUAUGAAGCAACGUGCCGAUAUCGCCCAGCGUGCCAGCGCGUCAGUCCGCAGUUUCACGGUACUGGCGGACAAAGCAGUAUCAAUGCGAAACACAAUCCCCGGGCUGAGCUCAAUCAACAACGCCGAAUCUCCUCGCAGCCACUGCUCACUGGGAAGCUCAAGGGCCAGCAUCCAACCCAUGGCACAGGAACCCGCCGCAGUGUUGCCGGGCACCACCCUCUACAUACCCAUACUCUAUCGUGCCGCCAUCACUGCGUCACGGUUCCACGUGAGGGUCGAUUACGAGUACGAUGAGCACGACGGGCCAGUUCGGGCUACCAUCUACAAGAGGAUAAACCUUGCUGUGUCCAAGGGUAUAUCGAUAGGGCACAUGGGAAUGAUUGUGAAACCGCGCGUCAACUUUGACAUUGUGGCGCUGAUAACCACACUGAAACAGCGCCGCCUGCAGCCGACGACUCUUGGCGCCUUACAAAUGUACAAGCACGUGUUCGACGACCAGGAGGUUGAUGUGAUACUGAGCGUGGCCAAUGCCACUGACGAGCCGUUUUUGUGCUUAAGUGGCGGCGCCAACAGCGCCUUUGUUGCGCUGCCUAAAGCUGAAUCACACUGGAGAAUCACAGCCCGUCGGCUGCUCUACGUCGAGGCGAAACGCAUGUGCCCAUUCUCAUUUGUGCAACUGCUCGACCACCACAUGGCCCUGCGCUGGUCUCUGGGUGAAAUACGUGAGGGGGAGCUGCGUAUCAGCGACCUCACCCACCAGAAGCCAAAACACGCGCCCGGCACCAGGGCUGGCAGGCGCCUAUUCUCCAAGCGCGAAUAUAAGGCUGCCGUGCUGAGACAGUGUACCAAGCCGGCGCUGUGGCGGAUGAAGGCUUCAGGGCGACCGCUUUCUAUCUUGCGCUAUUCGAGGAUACCGGAGAUCGUCCACACCAAUUUGCAUCAUCUGGUGGAGUCGAAAAUAACGAUGGACAUUUCCGUGACGGCGGACUCGCCGGGCGUAGUCAGCGCGCAGGAUAGCUUGCUUAACGAGUCGUGCGUAACGGUGUUGGAAGCCGCGUCGUUCUCUGUGAAGGUGCUCGCGCGCAACAACGGUGACGUGCCAGUGUACAACUACACUACGGUGAUCGUGCCGUUCCUAUAUGGCACAUGCGGCCAGCCGCGUGGUCUACACUGGACGGGAGCUCUGGAACAGCUGGGCAUGGAACGCCUGAUGCCUGCCUCUAAAGCGGUUACGCGCACACUGGCUCCGACCACGUCUGACGCCGUCAUGACAAAUAGAAUUGUGUUACCGGGGGCCUGUUUGAGCGCCUCCGCGGCCAAGUGUGCCGAUGACAACGUCCACGUUCGGUACACGCUUAUGCACUCGACUGUGCUCGGCACAGCCACCGUUAAACAGGAUUCCAAGGGCGGGGUGCCAACAAUAACCGUCCGUACCUGCGGGACUGCCGCUCCGGCCGUCGGCUCUAUCGUAAUCGCACAAGUAGCCAGGCUGUCUACCAAUCAGGUCGAAUGCUGCAUAGUUUGUCUCGAUGGCAAGCCUGUGUCUGCGGGGCUGAAAGGUGUAAUCAUGAGCGGCAGCAUCCACGAGUCGAAGGCCAUCGACUCCACUGUGUACGAGUGGUUCAGACCUGGCGACUUCGUCCGUGCGCGCGUCAUAUCCACCAGCGACGCCAAGCAGCUGAUGCUGAGUACUGCGCAUCGUGACUUGGGUGUCAUCAGAAUUCCGACAGCGAAUGAACAGAUGAUACCGAUUUCGUGGAAGUUUUUCCUCGGGGCCAAAACUGGGACCGUGGAAAGUCGCUCAUCCGUCAGCCACGGUGGACAAGGGCAACCAAUGAUCGUUGGUUAUCGCAGUUACCCUGCCGAACAUGUCGGACCAGGUGGCUGGCCUCACGACACAAUCGCACCCAAAAGACUCGUUGGAACUUUGGCUUCUGAAUCUUCGUUUUGUUUUGGCUUGGGUUCCUUGGGGCGGGAGCUACCCUCACCAUCACCUUCCUUUUCGUUAGAGGAACCAACUUCAUCAGAUGAGCCAUCGGUGCUCGAAGAUUCUUUACCUCCUUCUGAUGUCUCAUUAGGUGAGUUGUGGUCAUCAGAUGAGUCAUCACUCUUAGAAGAGUCAUCGCUAGAUGAAGAAUCCUUACUACGUUUUGCUUUCUUACUAGACGAAUCCUCAUCGGAUGAGUCACUGCUCACGGAUGACUCAUCGCUUGAUGAAGUGCCAUCACUCGACGUAGAAUCCUUAUUACUAUCUGCGCUUUCACCAGAUGAAUUGUCAGAAUCAGACGAUUUAUCGUCAUCGGAUGAGCUGUCAGAAUCAGAUGAAGUGUCACUCGACGAAGAAUCUUGA
Molecule: messenger RNA, 7041 nt
Organism: Babesia ovata
Lineage: Eukaryota; Apicomplexa; Aconoidasida; Piroplasmida; Babesiidae
Product: 3-5 exoribonuclease
Exons: 6
Coding region: 1-7041 (2346 amino acids)
Biological process (GO): RNA processing
Cellular component (GO): cytoplasm; nuclear exosome (RNase complex)
Molecular function (GO): nucleic acid binding
Source: RefSeq, a predicted model, not a curated record